Messenger RNA from Cyprinodon variegatus (sheepshead minnow), 3321 nucleotides. Its product is annotated as delta-like protein 4. Lineage: Eukaryota; Metazoa; Chordata; Actinopteri; Cyprinodontiformes; Cyprinodontidae. Gene Ontology annotation, biological process: Notch signaling pathway; establishment or maintenance of epithelial cell apical/basal polarity; cell communication. Bases 360 to 2402 code for a protein of 680 amino acids. The record is from RefSeq and is a predicted model, not a curated record. Gene Ontology annotation, molecular function: calcium ion binding. The transcript is spliced from 11 exons. Gene Ontology annotation, cellular component: plasma membrane; protein-containing complex.
CUGGUAGGACAAGCCCCGCAUCAGCACAGCAGAGUCACACACCAGCCGACCGGCACGAUGGAUGGGCCACAUAAAGACCGCAGAAUGACUCACUUGUGGAUAUUGACGUUACUGAUAAUUGUUUAACGUCUACCACUGGAUAGAUAUCUCGGUUUUUUAAAACUUUUUUUUUCCACUUCUGGAUACGGAUUGCGGAGCUGGAUCUUAUACCUACAAGCUUUGGAAGGAGGAUUAUAUUUAUUGUGUACAGUUUCUUUUUUUUUUCACUUUUAAUUUUUGCUACUUUAAUUUGGAAUAGAAUUACUUUUUUUUUAGGAGGGUGAACUGAUUUCUGGGAUAAGAACAUUAAACUCUAAAGGAUGGCCGAUUGGUUCACCUCUGCCAUCGCAAUAGUUAUGAUGUUAUUUACACAGGUUUUGGGAUCAAGCGUGUUCGAGAUAGACCUUCACCACUUUCAGAAUACAAAGGCUUUGCUGGCAAACGGACGCAGCUGCAGCUCGGAGGGCUGCAGGACUUAUUUCAGGGUUUGUCUGAAGAAUUUCCAGAGGGAGGUGUCACCUGCUGGGAGGUGCAUAUUCGGCUCAGCGAGGACACCUGUCCUUGGCACCGACUCCUUCAGCAUCCAGCAGGACGCGACCGUGCGGCUGCCGCUCAACUUCACCUGGCCGGGUGCUUUCUCGAUGACUGUUGAAGCUUGGUAUUCUCCUGCAGCGGAGCAGCCCGGAGAUUCCAGCAACCCUGAAUUUUUAAUCAGCUCCUUUGCCAUCCAAAGCCAGCUGGCAAUAGGGCCUGAGUGGUCCCAGGAUGUGCAGACAGGGAUGGGGACGCAGACAGAGCUAAGGUACUCAUACCGAAUCGUCUGCAAAGAAAAUUAUUAUGGAGCCACCUGCUCCAAAAUAUGCACUCCAAGAGACGACCAUUUCGGACACUUCACCUGCACGACUGAUGGGGACAUAAGCUGCCUUCCUGGAUGGAAGGGAGAAUACUGCCAAGAAGCCAUCUGCCUUGAAGGCUGCAAUGAAAGUACUGGGAUCUGCAAAACACCAGGAGAAUGCAUAUGCAAAGACGGCUGGCAGGGACGCUUUUGUGAUGAGUGUAAACUCCACCGGUUCUGUAAACAUGGUACCUGCGAAAAGCCGAAUCAGUGCACCUGCAAAGAGGGCUGGGGAGGCAUCUUUUGUGACCAAGACCUGAACUACUGCACCAAUCACAAACCCUGUGCCAACGGGGCCACGUGCAUGAACACAGGAGAGGGUCAUUACACCUGCGCCUGCCUGCCAGGCUUUGCCGGAAAGAACUGUGACUUAGAGGUCAGGGAGUGUGACAGCAAGCCCUGCCACAACGGAGGCCGCUGCGAGGACUCAGACACAGGCUACACAUGCAUAUGCCCAAAUGGGUUUGAAGGGCCACGCUGUGAACACCAGAUACCGACUUGUGCGGACAGGCCUUGCUUCCAAGGUGGAAAGUGCAAAGAGAGGGACAACGGGCGGAGUUACAUAUGCGAGUGUCCACCUGGAUACACUGGACUCAACUGCGAGAAGAAAGUGGAUAAAUGUACCAUGCUGCAAUGUGCCAACGGGGGACAUUGUGUGGUCCAGGGUAACCUCAGAGUGUGCAGGUGUCGCUCAGGUUUCUCAGGGCUGCGCUGUGAGAUAAACAUAGAUGAAUGUGCCAGGAAUCCAUGUGCGAACGGCUCGACCUGCAUAGACCGCAUCAAUGACUACACCUGCAUCUGCCCUCCGGGCUACUUUGGACGGCACUGUGACAGGCCCACGAAACGCUGCGCCUCUCUGCCCUGCCUCAAUGGUGGAACCUGCAUCUAUGGAGCAACAGGCAAACCCACCUGCAUCUGUGCUGCGCCAUACAGUGGCCCCCAAUGCCAGGACAGCGACAAGCACCAGGCAAACACCCCAAGCCUGAACUUAGCUGCUGUGGGCUUGGGUGUUGGCCUGGUUACGGUUCUGGUGUUUCUCUGCAUAGCAGUGGUGGUAGUGUGCAACAGAAAAAAGCAGAAAGAGAAUGGGCCUGAGUCUAAGAGAAACAACCUCUCAAGGACAAACUUUCAGAAGGAGAAUCUUAUUUCUUCUGUUGAGCUAAAGAACAAUAACAAGACGGUUGGUCUGGAAGUGGACUGUCCCACUGAAAAGUUUAACUAUAAAUACAUCAACAGCUUUCCGCUGGACUACAAAUCCUCCAUGAGGUACAAGGAUGAACUGUCCCUUCUGGGAAAAGAUGAAAACUGUGAAAAGACUUUAGAAGAAAACAAGGAUUUAAGUAGGAUGUACAGUGAACGUCCCAACUGUAGAAUAUCAACAAUCUCUUCCUCUAAAGAGUCAGUCUAUCAGUCUGUCUUCGUAAUAGGAGAAGAGAAACAAGAAUGCAUCAUUGCAACUGAGGUAUAAUAAUCAGAACGUGUUUCUCAUUGUGAAGAUUGGAUCCCUUGAGGACUGUUUACACGUGUAAAGAGACUUGGAUUUAUUUAAAAAGCAAGUUGCUGCUGUUGAAAACUUGAUAACUGGAUGUGCUGUCUGACUAUAACUGAACUGAAGCUAAUAAUCCUUUGAGAAUGUACAGACUGAAGCGAGAAAAAUCAAAGCCCACCGAUCCACCUUUGACCGUCGCAAAUCAGCCCCCCUGACCUCUUCGACCAGCUCAACGCCUGGGCAAGAACAACAAGAAGUCACUGUUUCUGUGCUGGUUGGGACAGGAGAACUGUUCUCUCAAAUCAGAUGUAGCACGAGUCAGGCUUAUUUCUAUUCUUUGUGACCUGCACUGUACUAUGCAAACAAAAAGUGGACACAAAAAAAAAAUACUACUGAAAACGGUUCAUUUUUAGGGGUUUAUUUAGGAUUUCUGUAAAGCAAAUCGUUUUUGAUAAAGAAUGUAUGAUCACAAAAGCCUUAAAUAUAUAUUUGUGUGUAUGUCAGAAAACAAUUUUUGCCCUGCCUUAUCUCAAAUUCUUUGCACAGCAUCUUUAAGGUAACCAUAAACAAUCAAAAGAUGCAAAAAAAAGAAAGAAAAACAGGAAAAAAACACUAAAAGACGAUGCAAGGACCUACAUGUCUGUUUUAUGCAAGUUCGCCCUGAUAAAGACAAAGACACACGUGAAGUGACUAUCACACCAAGGACGCCUUCAGUGGAAAAUACUGAACCAAUAAUGUUAUUUUGUAAGAUUAGUAUUUCAGUAGUAAUUUAAUUAUAUGAAGCACUGAUCGUUUUACGUUUUAUAGGAUUGUUUUGUAUAUAAUGUAUAUUUAUAUGUUGAGAUUAGUUGUGUUUUAAGUUGAUGCCACCAAAAAGGCUAAUUUGUUUUUUUUUUUG